AUGUGGCACAGGCGACUAGGACAUGCAAGUUUUUCUCUGCUGAACAAGCUUGUUGCAAAGGACUUGGUCCAAUUUGUGGGCUGCCAAAUGUCAAGUUUAAAGAUCUCAAGGUCCUUGCUUGAGAAAACUCCUUAUGAAUUGCUAAAUGGGAGAAAGCCCAAGCUGACCUACCUAAGAGCCUUUGGAUGCAAAUGUUUUGUUCACAACAAUGGUAAGGAAACUUUGGAAAAAUUUGACGCAAAGAGUGAUGAAGGAAUAUUUCUUGGUUACUCUUCUCAUAGCAAGGCAUACAAGGUCUGCAACAAAAGAACUCAGUGUGUAGAAGAAAGUGUGCAUGUGAUCUUUGAUGAAUCAAAUGAAUUGGGUGACAAGGGGACACACGAUGAUGAAGAUGUAGAUGGGGAGUUUUCAAAGGCUCCUGAUAAAACUAUUGAAAUCUCCAAUGGAAAUACUGAAUUGAUAGGUCAAGUCAAGCAGGGCAAUAAAAGAGAUGGAGUAGAAUCUCCGUAA
This is a messenger RNA of Lycium ferocissimum, 510 nucleotides long. RefSeq lists its product as uncharacterized. NCBI's taxonomy places the organism in Eukaryota, Viridiplantae, Streptophyta, Magnoliopsida, Solanales, Solanaceae. The coding region runs from base 1 to 510 and encodes 169 amino acids. The record is from RefSeq and is a predicted model, not a curated record. The transcript is spliced from 2 exons.